AUGGAAAAAUUGAACAAACGUCCAUCAAAUUUUAUUUAUCAUUUGCUUGACAUCUUUUUUCAGCUAGUUUUAAUUGUUGAUCCAGGUUUGAUUAAAACAACGUCCUUCCGGCUUUUUUCUGUUAGCACAGCUGGACAGAUCUCAGUGUUUUUCGUUCACUCUCCAAAUUUAUACGUUGUUGGGCGAAAAAAUUGGACUAUAAAUUUUACAGCGGGAAAACCGCUCAGGCAAGAUAUUAAAGAAGCAAUGUUGAUUUUUAAAUUGUCUUGUACAGUUUUAGUUUUAUUUGGCGUGUCGUACAGCUUGGCCUCGGAAUGGAAAGAAUUCACAGAUAGAGAGAAUUCAGAUGUAAGUUAUCAUGUAUAAUAAUUGUUUAGGAGAUUUUUUCUAUACUCGUGUAGUUGCAUUAACUGCCGAAAAGCGUUUUGGGACUACCUGCCAAAAUUAGGUGAAUAAGGGCGCUUUCCAUUUAAUGGCCUGACCGUUCAGACCCGAAUUUUUGCAUCUGUAUCGAUGGAAAGAUCUGGUCUAUGUUUUUCAAAUAUGGCUAGCGAAAGUGGACCUCAUUCUAUUUUUAUCUAAAUUCAGUUCCGGUCAGAUAGGUCCGAAGCCCAAACGUUUUGUGUUCCAUUCAACAAUUUGACCGGGUUUGGCCGUGUACUACUCAUCCUUACAUGUAUAGUUGAUUGCCGAGGACGCAAUUCAACCCGUGAUCGAGUUCAGUGAAGGCUCUCUGGUAACUCAUGUCUGAUCAGGGAGCACAGUUACGGUCGAAGGGUCAGUUUGGGGCUUGGGUAUAAAUUUGACCACAAAUGCGAGUAAUUUUACUCGAUAUUUUGGGUCAGUGGAUGAAUUACUUGGCAAAUUUUCGAGUCAAAAUGUUUGCAGUGUCGGCAGAGUGUCGGUAUACUUUAAGACCAUGUCAAGUCCGUUCUGCACAUCAGUUCUGCUCAUAACAAAGGGGGACCCACAGAUGUAAACAUUGCCCAAAUUUUGCAUCUUUCGAACUUUUUUGAAUUGAAACGUACUCUAGUUUAUAUUCGUUUACAAUUGCGAACCAGAAAAGUGUUAGAUAUUCAGUUAGUAUGUCUUAUUUUACAAAUAUAGCAGUUCGGCAAAAUGUAAACAAAGGAUUUGUUUACAUUACGGACUUGACAUGGUCUCUAAAAUUCACCACAUGAUUAUGUACGGGCUUGCAUGCGCGUCUACUUGAAUGUACGUACAUAAAUUAUAAUAUUUAUACAUAGGUGCAUAUUUUCUACGAACCUGAGCCAUCUGUAUUUAACGGCUGCGGUUGUCGUGACGGUCAGCCAGGACGUCUGGGUCGGGAUGGUAAAGAUGGACAGAGCAUCGUGGGACCUGCAGGACGAGAUGGAACAAACGGAGUGAAUGGUAGGGAUGGUAAAGAUGGACCCAAGGGAGAAAAAGGGGACCCUGGCCCACCUGGAAAGAUUGAUACAAAGGUAUUUGAGAUUAUACCAGGGUUGCCAGAUUGCUAAAUAAAUAAGCCAAACAUUGUUAAUUAUAAACGGCCCUUCGACGUCUUUGUUUCGAACAAAGAAAACAAAAGGUUGUGAUAAUAAUAUUUGACUUAUUUAUUCAGCAAUCUGGUAACCCUGGAUUAUACCUAUAUGAUACUUUGACGAAUCUAUAUGAACAUCGUAUGACAAUCACUGACAUAGUGUAAAAUGCCUUAUAAAACAGUGUCUUCAAACAACCAUACGUCAGUACGUGCUCCUCUGGUGCUCCCCAAUGAAAUUCGGGCAGGGGGGGGGGGAGGAGAGGUGCUGCAUUGCACUUGUCUGGAAUAACGAUAGGAAUUACAGUUUUCGUGGUUGUAACUGUUCUUCAGAACUAGUUUGACAAUGUAAGAAAUUCUAUUUUGAGAAAGUCAAAAUUGUUGUUAUUUUUGUUGUUAAUGUUGUUGCUGCUGCUGCUAGGCUGCUGUUGUUGUUGCUGCUGCUGUUGUGACUGCUAUUGUUGUUGCUGCCGUGUUGUUGAUGUUGCUGUGUUGAUUGCGAUACUUCACUACUUCAGUAAAGUUCGCUGUGCACAUUUCCUAUAUCAAAAUAUCCGUGUACACACAUUUACUUUCUGUAUAUUUAUAGGAACUGAAUGCUUUAAAAGCUCGUGUAAAUACGCUGGAGUCGACGGUAAAUAGCAUGAAUAAUAUUUGUCUGAAUGGGUCAUCGGUGUGCGCAGAAAUUAUCAUAAAAUGCUUUCCUCUUUUUUUUUAACAUAAAUUCAGAUUAUUGCUUUAGAGAAGAAAUCACUUGCCGCGAUUCAGAAGGUUAAAGAUACGUUUGAGCUUCAGAUCAAGUAUCUCGAACAGCUCAUCAAGGUAUAAUGUGCAAUAUUUUUAUGAACUUUAGCCAUACUGGCAAGCUUUAUCAGUUGAGUAAUCCAGAAGGUACAAUUAGUGACAAAAUACGUGGACCGGUUAGGGUGAGAUUGUAACAUAACCCCCCUCCCCCCUGUUCAAUGUUAACUCUUUCAAACUUGCUCAUACCUCGUCAGGAAUCUAAAUUUUCCCAUUCAAGAGCCCGAAGAACGUCCGCAGACCUGAUCUCAUAUAGCUAGCACCCGCUAUUAUUCUCACUGGAAAAAAUUUUGAAAAUCCAUAGAAGGUCACAGAAUGGAAAUUGUAUGGACCUUUAUUGGAAAUAGAAUGGAUUUUGGUUAUCCAUAAUAAUUGUACAUUUCCAUAGAAUGGACAUAGUUUCGAAAUAGUAUGGAUAUACUUAUGGAUUUAGUGGUGCAAUUGCAAAUUUCAUAGUAUGGAUUUCACUUUUUUUCCCCGAGUGUCUAGCUGUCCGAUUUUGAAAUUUUUGUAACUUAUCCUUCAGUGUUUUGUUAAAGUAUCCCAAAGUGGAGAUUAUAAAUAUUCACGUAAUUCAGUCUUUGUCUGCAAAGUGUUUUUAUAUUGAAUAAACGAAUUAUCUAUCUAUCUCUUUGGCAGAGUGCAGCUGAAAGAACUCUUCUCAUAUGUCAAUGAGGCGAAAUAUAUGUAAAAGUUCUAUUUCCUGCAGCCGCAUCAAAUAAACGUUUACACAAACGAAAGCAUACGAUAUGAUAUCAUCUCUAUUUCCAGGAAGUCAAUGCAACGAAGUCACAGACACCAGGACCACGAGGACCUGUGGGGCCUGAGGGACCGAGAGGGGCACGAGGAGCACCAGGGGUGAAUGGUAAAGAUGGAUCACCUGGCAAGACUGGAGCGCAGGGAUCUCAAGGACCUCGGGGUGUACGAGGUGUUCAAGGUCCCCCAGGACAAACUGGUGUCCAGGGCCCUCGCGGAGAACAAGGUCCCAGAGGUCCACCCGGGCAGGAUUGUGCGAAUACUUUACGACAAUGUCGUUUUAAGACUAAGACAGUCGGAGCAAGGCAGAAGGAUUAUAGAUACGUGUACGUCUACGCUAGAGCCAGUCAGGUAAGAAAUAUUAUAUAAUAACUACAGUGAAACACGCAAUUUGAUUGGUGCAGGAUAGCCUGAUCCUGCACGGCUAUUGACGAGGAAUUAAAAUGCCUUCGCGGGAUUUUCGCGGGAUUCUCAAAAUGUCAUUGUUUCACUGUAGUUAUUUUAUAAAACAAUUACCAAAUGGUUUUCCAAGCAGGGUAGCGUGAUCCAUGCACUUUUGGGAUGUUGCUCGACUUCUUUUUACGCUUUCCGAAAGUUCUAAACUAACUUGUUGUUUUUAGUCUCCUGUUCAUGUACUGUAUGUUAUAUGUUCUGUACUGUAUGUGUAUUUUUGUAUAAAGGGCCCACAGUAAUUGGUUUACACUGUUGUGGUGUCCCUGCCAUUCUUGUCCAUGUUUAUUGUCUAGAUGUCUAUUUCAGUGCUGUUCUGUUACGUGUUUUUGGCAAAGUUUAAUAAAUAAAUAAAUAAAUAGAUAAAUAAAUAAAUAAAUAAAUAAAUAAGUCUCGCGACAAUCCUCGUGCAUGGAUCACGCAAUCCUGCACGGAAAAUCAUUCGGUAUUCGUUUAAUGUUCCUUGAUCUCAGAAAAGUUCAAGUAUGUGGGCGUGCGCGAACAUUUAUAUAGGGAAACGCAAUCAAAUAGGUGCGCAUAUUAUGCAAAGUUCAACUAUAACGAGUGGUACUGAAAAUCACUACCUGAGUACCUCUGCUCUAGUGUACUGUAUAAUAUGCAGUUGAAGAGUGUAUUUGUAUAUGGAGGAAAGUAGUCUCAUUUUUUAAACAGUUAUGUCAAAUAUUCGAUGUAAAUCGAGCCAAAAUGACUGAAACAGUUGUCAAUAAACUACGUUUCGUGAAACAAUCGUAUUUCUGAUCUAUCUCAGCUAUUAUUGGCAUGUUCUUGUGUGUUGAUCACGGCCUUGUAUCUUCUUCUAUAGAAUUACCAAAUAAUCGGAGGGUCCUGCUCCUCGCACAACGCGGCAGAAGGGAGCUUGUACCGAUUACAAAAUGGCGAGUACGUGUGUGCUUGUACUGGGAAAACUAAGGCAAAGUACCCGUUGAAGCCUCGAUACUCUCAUGUACAUCGCGACGACGACGACGAUGACGACGACGAUGGCAAAGAUUAUCGAGAUUGCAUUAUCAACUAUUGGGAAUGUCCAGUAGUUUGAGGAAUAUAAGUUCAGUGUAAGAGAAAUGAUGCUUAAUAUAUGUAAGUGGAAUUAUGCUUAAUGUAAGUGGAAUGAUGCUUUAAUUAAUAAAGUUUUUGGAGCA
Messenger RNA from Paramuricea clavata, 4683 nucleotides. The record is from the annotation of a GenBank genome assembly. Lineage: Eukaryota; Metazoa; Cnidaria; Anthozoa; Malacalcyonacea; Plexauridae.